AUGGCCAACCGGACGAUCAAAGACGCGAAGACAGUCCACGGAACCAAUCCUCAGUAUCUCAUAGAGAAGAUCAUCAGAACUCGUAUUUAUGAGUCCAGGUAUUGGAAGGAAGACUGUUUCGCACUCACCGCGGAACUGAUUGUCGACAAAGGGAUAGAACUUCGAUAUAUCGGAGGAAUAUAUUCCGGGAAUAUAAAGCCGACGCCAUUCCUAUGUCUAGUCCUGAAACUCCUUCAGAUACAGCCCGACAAAGACAUUGUCAUCGAAUUCAUACGUCAGGAGGACUUCAAAUACAUGCGAGCGUUGGGCGCCUUUUAUCUGCGGCUUAUCGGCAGCUCUUCCGAUGUCUUCAAGUAUUUGGAACCGCUUUAUAACGAUUACAGAAAACUGCGGCGAAUGGGGAAAAUGGGAACCUUUGAUAUCAUACAUAUGGAUGAGUUCAUUGACCUGUUGUUACGCGAAGACCGUGUCUUCGAUGUCAUUCUUCCGCGUAUUCUUAAACGCAAAGUACACGAAGAGAGCGGAGAAUUGGGUCCAAGAGUUAGUGUUCUCGACGACGACUUGGAGGCAGAGGCGGACUCAGAGGAAGACCAGUCCAAUGACGAAUCGUAUGACACGUCGCGACCCGAUCGCCGCCAAAGAAGCAGAUCCCCAGUGCGGAGACGUCGAAGUCGUUCGCCUCCCACCAGAUCCAGGCGUUCGAGGUCUCGAUCCCGAGAGAAACGAUCGGAAAGAGAGCGCCCGGAAAGGGAGAGACGGGAGAGGAAGCGCUCGAAGUCACCGAAACGGGAGAAAAGCAAACGCGAAAAGAAGGCGAAGAAUGAGCCAAAGGACCCAAAAUUGGACGAAAUAGCGGAAGCGAACGCAUUGAGGGCUAGACUCGGACUCAAACCAUUAAAGCCAUAA
Molecule: messenger RNA, 906 nt
Organism: Medioppia subpectinata
Lineage: Eukaryota; Metazoa; Arthropoda; Arachnida; Sarcoptiformes; Oppiidae
Source: the annotation of a GenBank genome assembly